CCAAUGGAACUCAAUUGUAUAUUACUACCAAAACAUAAUAAAACUUUAAGUCACUUCGUUUGAUAUCCUAUAUAUAAUCGUUCUAAAUUUUCCAUAAAUCAAAACAUCUUAAACCUCAGUUAUUUAAAACAAAAAAAAAACACACACACACAUAAACAUAAACUUUAUUUAUAUCAACAAAUACUUUUCAAAAAAUUCCGAGAUCACUAGUAUAUUUCAAAAUCAGGCGAGUGCAAAACAAAUUAGCAUAUUAGUCACAUGUAAAUUUUCGAACAAAACCAAUCUAAUUGGACCCACCUGCACCUUUUCUUUUUCCAACAUUUAUAUAUUAAUCGAAACACUCACAUGGAUGGAUUGGAUUAUCUCAACUCUCAACCCAAAAUCAAACAAAAUAUCCAGCAAAACAAAAACUUCUCUCUCACGCACAAUCUCAUCUUCGUCAAGCUUUUGCGUAAAAGAAAGAGAGAUGGGUGCGAUAAACCAAGGAAUAAGCUUGUUUGAUGAAUCACAAACCAUCAUAAACCCUAUUAAUACUAACCAUCUAGGUUUCUUCUUCUCUUUUCCUAGUCACACCUUAUCUUCAUCAUCUUCGUCGCCUUCGUCUUCUCCUUCUUCUCUUGGGUCUCUAUUUCUAGGUCAAAACUCCUUAAACUCCUUCCGUCAUAAUAACCCUUCCUCAUUCAUAAGUCAUCCUCAAGAUCCCAUCAAUUUCAUGGCGAAUCUCCCCGAAACCCUAAUCUCGUCUUUGUCCUCAUCAAAGCAAAGGGACGAUCAUGAUGGUUUUCUUAAUCUCGAUCAUCAUCGUCUUACCGGUGGUAUAUCAUCCCAAAGACCUUUGCCAAAUCCAUGGGCAUGGAGUAGUCAAGCGGGAUACGGAAGCAGCCAGAAAAACAACCAUGGAAGCGAGAUUGAUGUUGAUGAUAAUGAUGAUGAGGUUGGCGAUGGUGGUGGUAUUAAUGAUGAUGAUAAUGGUCAUCAUCAUGAUCAUGAUGAUACUCCUCGUCGUCAUGAUAAACAUAACACGGCGUCGUUAGGUGUAGUUUCUUCUCUGAAGAUGAAGAAGCUUAAGACAAGAAGAAAAGUGAGGGAACCUCGGUUUUGCUUUAAGACUCUUAGCGAGGUUGAUGUCUUAGAUGAUGGAUAUAGAUGGAGAAAGUAUGGCCAGAAAGUUGUCAAAAACACCCAGCAUCCCAGGAGCUAUUACAGAUGCACACAAGACAAAUGUAGAGUGAAGAAGAGAGUGGAGAGGUUAGCAGAUGACCCAAGAAUGGUAAUCACUACUUACGAAGGAAGACACCUUCACUCUCCUUCUAAUCAUCUCGACGACGACUCUCUCUCUUCCUCUCACCACUCUCCUCUCUCCAACUUCUUCUGGUGAUUUCAAUUUGUUUUUCCUUUUGAAUCAACCAAUAUUAAAAGUUAAUUUACCUUGUCUCAAGCUGAUCGAUGAAAACAAGUUAUACCUAUAUAACAUGUUCUCGUUAGGAAACAGGUAUGAUCGAUGUUAUUAUAUUUGUAAUGUGCAUGAUGUCAUCGUGGUUUGUUUGUGUUUGUAAGAUGAUUAAUGUACCGUUUCCAAAUUGAGGACUAUAUAAUAUAUAGUUGAAUUAAUUUUAUAGUUAUCCUU
Molecule: messenger RNA, 1627 nt
Organism: Arabidopsis lyrata subsp. lyrata
Lineage: Eukaryota; Viridiplantae; Streptophyta; Magnoliopsida; Brassicales; Brassicaceae
Product: probable WRKY transcription factor 13
Exons: 3
Coding region: 350-1378 (342 amino acids)
Biological process (GO): regulation of DNA-templated transcription
Molecular function (GO): sequence-specific DNA binding; DNA-binding transcription factor activity
Source: RefSeq, a predicted model, not a curated record